Messenger RNA from Neltuma alba, 2953 nucleotides. Its product is annotated as beta-galactosidase-like. The record is from RefSeq and is a predicted model, not a curated record. Gene Ontology annotation, biological process: carbohydrate metabolic process. Lineage: Eukaryota; Viridiplantae; Streptophyta; Magnoliopsida; Fabales; Fabaceae. The transcript is spliced from 19 exons. Gene Ontology annotation, molecular function: carbohydrate binding; hydrolase activity, hydrolyzing O-glycosyl compounds. Bases 84 to 2636 code for a protein of 850 amino acids.
UUUAACUCUUUUGUCUCUUUGAGUGUUCAAAGGGGAGUGAAACGAAGCAAGAAAGGUCGUUCCUUUGAGAAACCCAGAAGGUUAUGAGUCCCAGAGGUUUGAUGGGGAAUUUAACCAGAGGAAAAUUUGUUUUGCUUCUGUGUUUUUGCUACUGGGCUCUUGCUGUUACAGCUUCUUUGACUUACGAUCGCAAAGCUGUUAUUAUUGAUGGAAAGAGAAGGAUUCUGAUCUCUGGGUCCAUUCACUACCCAAGAAGCACACCUGAGAUGUGGCCUGAACUCAUACGAAAGGCCAAAGAUGGAGGCUUAGAUGUUAUACAGACCUAUGUGUUUUGGAAUGGUCAUGAACCUUCGCCUGGAAAAUAUUAUUUCGAGGAUAGGUUCGACUUAGUGAAGUUCAUCAAGCUGGUUCAGCAAACUGGCCUUUACGUUCAUCUCCGCAUUGGUCCCUACGUCUGUGCAGAAUGGAACUUUGGGGGAUUUCCUGUUUGGCUGAAGUUUGUUCCGGGUAUUACCUUCAGAACUGACAAUGAGCCUUUCAAGGCCGCAAUGCAAAAGUUUACUGAGAAGAUUGUCAGCAUGAUGAAGGAAGAGAAGUUGUUUCAAGCUCAGGGGGGUCCAAUAAUUCUGUCCCAGAUAGAAAACGAGUUUGGACCUAUUGAGGGGAGACUUGGUGCUGCUGGAAAAGCUUACACGCAAUGGGCAGCUAAAAUGGCAGUAGGUCUUGACACUGAGGUGCCCUGGGUUAUGUGUAAGCAACCGGAUGCUCCUGAUCCAGUGAUUGACACCUGUAAUGGGUACUACUGUGAUAGCUUCAAAUCCAACACGAAGUACAAGCCCAAAAUGUGGACAGAGAACUGGACUGGCUGGUAUACUGAGUUUGGUGGCGCAACACCACUGAGACCAGCUGAAGACCUGGCAUUGUCAGUUGCAAGAUUCAUACAGAAUGGUGGUUCAUUUGUCAAUUACUACAUGUAUCAUGGAGGAACAAACUUUGGUCGAACAUCUAGUGGCCUCUUCAUCACCACAAGCUACGACUAUGAUGCUCCUGUUGAUGAAUAUGGACUUCUGAAUGAACCCAAAUGGGGGCAUUUGAGAGAUUUGCAUAAAGCAAUAAAGCUAUGCGAGCCAGCUUUAGUGUCUGCAGAUCCUACGGUGACGCAGCUUGGGAUGAACCUGGAGGCUCAUGUGUUCAAGACAGAUUCUGGUACUUGUGCUGCAUUUCUUGCAAAUUAUGACACCAAAUCUGCUGCAAAAGCUACAUUUGGAAGUGGCCAAUAUGACCUACCACCUUGGUCUAUCAGCAUUCUCCCUGACUGCAAAACUGCAGUUUUCAACACCGCAAGCGUUGGUGCCCAGAGCACUGUGAUGGAGAUGACACCGGUGGAUGGUCAAUUCACUUGGCAGUCAUACAAUGAAGAACCCGCGUCUUCCAGUGAAGACGAUUCCUUUACUGAAUAUGCACUCUGGGAGCAGCUUAAUGUCACCUGGGAUUCUUCAGAUUAUUUGUGGUACACGACAGAUGUCAAUAUUGAUCCUGAUGAAGCUUUCAUAAAGAGUGGGGAAUCUCCCUUCCUCACCGUAAUGUCAGCAGGCCAUGCUCUACAUGUUUUCAUAAAUGGCCAACUUUCAGGAACUGUGUAUGGGAGUUUAAAGAAUCCUAAAUUAACAUUUAGUGACAAUGUUAAGCUGAACGUUGGCAACAACAAACUCUCUUUACUUAGCGUUGCUGUGGGUCUCCCGAAUGUAGGCUUGCACUUUGAGACGUGGAAUGCUGGGGUGUUAGGCCCAGCCACACUAAAGGGUCUAAAUGAGGGGACCAGAGAUUUAUCUCAACAGAAAUGGUCUUACAAGGUGGGGCUGAAAGGUGAAGCCUUAAGCCUUCAUACUGUAAGUGGGAGUAAUUCUGUUGAAUGGGCAAAGGGAUCCUUGCUGGCUAAGAGGCAACCCUUGACAUGGUACAAGACAACUUUUAGUACACCGGCAGGCGAUGAUCCGUUGGCCUUUGAUAUGAGUAGCAUGGGAAAGGGUCAAGUCUGGGUAAAUGGUCAGAGCAUUGGGCGCCAUUGGCCUGGAUACAUUGCAAGUGGUCGUUGUAAUGAUUGUAGUUAUGCUGGAAACUACACUGAAUAUAAAUGUCAGACAAAUUGUGGGGAACCCUCCCAAAGAUGGUAUCAUGCUCCUCGGUCAUGGCUGAACCCAAGUGGGAACUUUUUGGUUGUGUUUGAAGAAUGGGGAGGUGACCCUACUGGGAUUUCUUUGGUGAAAAGAACCACAAGAACUGUUUGUGCUGAUAUAUCUGAAGGGCAGGCAACACUUAAAAGUUGGCACAUGUUUAAAUCUGGAAAAAUUUAUAGGCCUAAAGCUCAUUUACGGUGUUCACCGGGGCAAAAAAUCUCUCAGAUUAAAUUUGCUAGCUAUGGACAACCACAGGGGGUGUGUGGAAACUUUCUAGAGGGGAGCUGUCAUGCCAACAGGUCAUAUGAUGCUGCUAAGAGGAACUGCAUUGGCAAGCAAUCUUGCUUUGUAACUGUAGCUCCUGAAGUGUUUGGAGGAGAUCCAUGUCCAGGACUUGCAAAGAAGUUCUCAAUUGAGGCCUUGUGCAGCUCGUCCACCCAAGCACCAUUUUACCAGUAGAAGAGAAUUUUUUACGAGUCCUAUACAAAUACUCCAUGGCUUCUAUUACUACACAUAUACUUUCUUCACCUGACGACCAAAGGCACCUAUGGAAGGGAAAUUUGGCUGCAAAAGGUGCUACGUGCACAGGCACAGGAAAAAUAUACUAUAUUCUGAUUAAUUAUAUAUUUGCUCCAUACACUUCUUGGUUUGUAGCAAUGAAGAAUUCUGCUUUACACAUUUCUGUGAUAGCAAUGUAACGUGCAGAUUGUUACGUAUGAACACAUUGAAAGGAAUAUAGUGUCUCUUCUGAGUGGCCUCAAGGACUUGUUUGGAGC